Molecule: messenger RNA, 1393 nt
Organism: Protobothrops mucrosquamatus (brown spotted pit viper)
Lineage: Eukaryota; Metazoa; Chordata; Lepidosauria; Squamata; Viperidae
Product: suppressor of cytokine signaling 5-like
Exons: 2
Coding region: 1-1380 (459 amino acids)
Biological process (GO): intracellular signal transduction; phosphatidylinositol phosphate biosynthetic process
Cellular component (GO): phosphatidylinositol 3-kinase complex
Molecular function (GO): 1-phosphatidylinositol-3-kinase regulator activity
Source: RefSeq, a predicted model, not a curated record
AUGGCCCUCCAGGUCAACAACGAUGCUCUAGAUGAGGUCCAUGGAGGAGAUUCAUCGUCGCGGCCCUGUCGGUCUGCCCCGUCCCCUGGAGAGCAGCAGCCAUCUCAUCAAGUGCCCGGGAGGAGCGCCAGCCCUUCGGCGUGCCCCCUGCCAGGGGGACCAUGUCACAGGACAGCGGGGGCUCGGCCUAAAGUGAAGCCGGAUGGCGGCACAAGCAGCCGUAGGGCUGGGCGUGGGAAGGCCAGACCCAGCCACGCCUCGGAGAGACUUUCCAAAGUGGAGCCGGCCACGGAGGGCCCACGGCGGGCAGACCCCGAGCCUGCCAAGGGGCUGGGCCAUUCCUUGCGGCAGAAGCUGCAAGCCGCCGUGGGGCAGUGCUUCCCCAUCAAGAGCUUGUCGCGCUCACCGGACCUCUCUUCCCAGCGCAAAAUUCACCUCCGGGAAUUGAUGCUGGACACCUGCCCCUUCCCCCCCGGCUCGGAGUUGGCCCGCACGUGGAAGCUGAUCAAGCAGCACACGGUGCCGGUCUCCGAGCACGAGGGCCUGGUCGCCCUGCCCCCCGAGGACGAAGAUGACCGCCUGAGGGAACGCCGCCGCAUCAGCAUCGAGCAGGGCGUGGAUCCACCACCAGACGCCUUGAUCCAUACCUUUGAGGUGACGGCGCAGAUCAACCCUCUCUACAAACUGGGGCCAAAGCUCGCCCACGGCAUGACCGAGUUGGCUGGGCCUGGCCGGACCGUGCUGACCGCCACUGAUGAGCAGGAUGAAGAGGAGGAGGAGGAGGAAGAAGAAGAAGAAGAAGAGCUGGAGUCAGCCUUUGCUGGGCUGCCAGAGGUCCGAGGCGGCCUGCGGGUGCACACCCAGAUUGACUACAUCCACUGCCUGGUGCCCGACCUGCUUCAGCUGACACAACUCUCCUGUUACUGGGGUGUGAUGGACCGCUACGAAGCUGAGUCCCUGCUGGAGGGCAAGCCGGAGGGCACCUUCCUCCUGCGGGACUCAGCCCAAGAGGACUACCUCUUCUCCGUGAGUUUCCGGCGCUAUGGCCGUUCUCUCCACGCCCGCAUCGAGCAGUGGAACCACAACUUCAGCUUCGACGUCCACGACCCCAGCGUCUUUCACGCGCCCACCGUGAGCGGCCUCCUGGAGCACUACAAGGACCCCAGCGUCUGCAUGUUCUUCGAGCCGCUGCUGUCCAUCCCCAUCCACCGCACCUUCCCCUUCGGCCUGCAGCACCUCUGCCGAGCCGUGGUGACCUCCUGCACCACCUACGACGGCAUCGGGCACCUUCCGCUGCCCCGGGCGCUGAAGGAGUACCUGAAAGAGUACCACUAUAAGCAGAGGGUCAGGGUGCGGCGCCUGGAUACCUGGGGCACCUGAUCCGUUCUUUGAG